Molecule: messenger RNA, 837 nt
Organism: Lachancea dasiensis
Lineage: Eukaryota; Fungi; Ascomycota; Saccharomycetes; Saccharomycetales; Saccharomycetaceae
Source: the annotation of a GenBank genome assembly
AUGACUUCGGUCCAGAAGCAAGAUUUGAGACUGUUCGACGAUCAUUCAGUUCUAUCCCAAUCGCUCUUUCGCCCAGAAAACCACCAUGCCUUAUUUGUGACACAUAAGCUGGGAACAUCUCCUGCAUGGCUGAUAAAUGCACUUUUAGAAACGCAUAUCCUUGGGGCUCCGCUCACGUUGAAUGAAUCUCAAGCGAGUGCCAUAAACACUGCCAACAGACGUCUCGCGAAUGCUGUAACAAGAAGCACAAAAAAUACAGCCAUCGCUUCUUGGGUUCAUAAUAGCGAGUUUUUCCAUUCCGCACUAGGAAAACUGAAGAUCGAUCCCUCGAGAUAUAAAGUUCACGAUUAUCUGAGUGACUUUGUGCUGAAAUAUCACGGAAAGACAGGACAGAAAAUUCUGAAAAACCUGGUCCAAGAGUUGACAGCUGAGCCAAAGCCGGAUUUCCUGAUCUUGGAGCAACCUGAAUUACUUUUGCAUUUGUUGAACAUAUCUAGCGAUGAACUCCAUUUGGACUUCAUAAACCAGCUGACGAAAAUCAUCCCGCUGAUUGUCAUAGUGAGCUACACAGAAGCCUACGAUAAUCCCGGCACAGACACCUCCGAGCGAAUUUCCGCAAACAUGAUUGAGCAGAUUCGUUUUUCAAAUGGUUGCGUGUUUAAAAGCAUUGCUGUGUUGGGUAUCAGACCGCUUAAGACUGGGCGAGCCAAAGACGUGACAGGAACUUUGACCAUCACGAGGGGCGGAGCAUCACUCUCACACUUACCAAUUGAAGUUGCGGAAAACGAGUACCUGUUUCAAACACAAAAAGAUACCACGAAGUUGUUCUACCGCUAA